AUUACAAACGUCAUAGUGCUAACUCAGCAGCAAGGCGCGACUCGCCUGUCCUAUCCCUCUGUGGCUGUAACUAGCUUAGUUUAGCUCGCUGGCGAAAUAGGGACAAUGGGAAGUACAGAGAACGGAAUAUAUGAACCACUCCGAAGACAGCGCGACAAAUAGUACUAGCCGUAAGUAUAGGCGACGCUAAACGCACGAAGCGACAGUGUGCAGAUCUGAUAGUACUGGCAGGGUGACGAACAGGCUGCAGCAAUGAAGGUUUUUGCGACUAAAACAGACAACGGAUAGCAGACGGAGGAGGUGAUACUGCUGCUGAUGGAAGUGGUUUCCUCCCUUUUCUUUUUCAUCUUGUUCUUUAAUUCUCCCCGUCGUAGCAGUGCCUGUCGGUCAGUCAUCAUCGGUCCCGCUCGCACUCUCCAUAUCAUUGGCGUCAUCAUCCUUUUCGAGAUACGACUACCAGGAGUAUCUGCGACCUAGUAUCUGUUUGAGCGUGCAUUUGCCGUGAAGAAGCGACGUCGCAUCUCAUCACCAUUCGUUCGGGUGAACAAACAGAGUUUUCGAAUGCUGUAGCCUCUAUAUCUCGUCGUGCUUAGAAUCAGGAUGGAUAUGCACGGUGGGCCUCCUGCACUGUUACGAGGAGGGCUAUUGCUUUCCGUCGCUGUAGCCUUGACGUUAGCCCAAUGCAAUGGAUGCGUAAGCUUCAUAUGCCUUCUACCGAAAGUCAUGUAUGAAGGAGACAAAAACAUGUUCAUUCUUGAUGUGGAAAACCAGGACCAGGAUGGAAAUGUCACUAUUAAAGUGGUAGAUCAAGACAACAGCAGUGUGGUACAUUACACUAAGGACUACGAGCUCAAGAAAGCUGACGGACACCUAUUCCAGCUCGACGUAUCGGAUAUUAAGAUCGCCCGCACCGAAAAAACGCAUUACGUAAAAACAUAUCGAGUAAUGCUUGAUGCUAAAUUCGGGGAGACGAAGGUCAGUCGGAACACGACGAUACGAAUACACCCGCCGGAUCUACUCCUGCUCGUACAAACGGACAAAAAGAUCUACAAACCGGGACAGAGAGUCUAUAUUCGAGCAAUGCCUCUUGAUUAUAAUCUCCGCCCUCGAAAAGACGGCAACGUGACUGUGUCGGUCGCCGACCCAUUGAAUAACGUGGUGGCCAUUUGGAAAGAUGUACCCCUAAUGAAUAUGGUUGUACAAUUUGAUUUUCAAAUAACGGACGAGCCUCCGAUCGGAACAUGGUAUAUUAACGUUAAAUACGAUGGCACAAGAUCUUCGCUGCAGGCUGAUACAAGGGCUUCCGCGACGAACGAGCCACCUGAGGAUCAAUUUGUGUAUAAUAGUGAAUCGGAAUUGGUGACAAGUACAUUCGUUGUUUCCGAGUACACGUUACCGAAGUUCGAAGUUCGAAUUAUACCACCGCCAUUUGUACUGAUGGACGCGAGCAGUGUUUCGUUCAAAAUAUGUGCCAACUAUACAUUUGGCAAGCCUGUUAUUGGAAAGCUCAAGGUCAACACGACGCUCACUCGUUACCACUGGGAAAUCCAGCCUGUACCAAUAAACUUUGUACAAGGCAAGAUUAAUGGAUGUUACGAUCUAACAAUCGAUACGUCAACACUGAAUCUCACGAACUCGAUAUAUGAGUUCCGCAAAAUUCAAGUACUGGCUAACGUGUUCGAAGAUAAAACCCAAGAACAAAGGAACUCUACUUCAACUAUUUCACGCACCAACCAGCCGUUGAAGCUGACCUUCCAGCCCAACACAAACGGAAAAUACUUCCGACCCUUUAUGAAUACCUACGGACAGCUGAAGGUAACAAAUCCUGACGAUACUCCGGCUCCGAAUGAACCGGUUGAAUUGUGCUUAACUGCUAAAUCCGAAGUGUACGAGUUCCAUCAUCAACGUACCGAUAACCGCCUUAUGUGCAAGAAUUAUACCAGUGACACUCAAGGGAUGAUUAACUUUGUUUUACCGCCUCACAGGCCUUCAGUGGUAUCCUUUGGUAUCGAGGCUGUGGCGUUGAACUACCCUACAAAAAAAUAUCCAGGAAACGAUUACAGCAUUCUCAUUAACCAGCCCCGCGCAUCGACCUUUUAUCGAGCGUUCUUCUCGACCUCAGAGCGCUACUUACAAUUUGAGCCCAUUGCUGCUGAAAGCCAGCCUUGUGAUGCUCCUGUAAACCUUUCGGCAUAUUAUACCUUCGAGGAUGGAGAUGAGAAUAUACAAUUCAAAUACGUAGUGUUGGCACGGGCGAGAAACAUAGUUUCAAAGACAAUAACCGUUCAAAAACCUCAAGAACUGACCGCAAAACUUAACGAAACGGAGUUAUUAACUGAGGACUACCCCCAGAUUUGGAGUGAUGUGGCGAAAACGAACGAUAAGCAGAUUGGACGUAUUGAUUUCGAGGUUGACCCAGAAUCAUCCCAGUUGCCACAGCUGACCGUCCUUCUCUACUAUAUUCACAAUGGCACUGAAGUUAUAGCGGACAGUAUUAAAGUCAUCCGGGAUGUUUGCCCCUCUAACAAAGUUGAACUCAGUUUUUCCGAAACGGUCAUUCAGCCAGGAGGCUUUGUGAACCUGAUGCUCUCAGCCUCGCCGAAAUCUCAGUGUGGCUACGAAGUUGUGGAUCGUAGCGUCAAGCUACUUAGCGGCAAUGAACCGAAUCCAUUCUACAAAUACCGCAACGCUCUUCCGAACCGUGAAAUUAGCCAGUGGGAGUAUCCUCAAGCUGACAACUAUCGGCACUGCAUACAAAAUGGUGGACAAAGUGAUUACGUCGAUGUUGAAAGUGUUAUGCUGAAUCCCGGCUGGACUCUUAUCGAGUACAAUAUAAAGCUCAGUAUCCGCCCGUGCCGUUCAACUCGUGAUGGAACUCCGGUACCAGAACUUAAUCAGCUAACAAGGGCUCUAACGAUAGCUCAAUCUGCUGGUGGUGCGGCCAGCGGACCUCGGACUUUCUCAUCCCGUCUGGGAUUAUCUCGACAGCCCCCACUCCGUCCUGCUCUUCCACUUGGUGCCUACAUUAUUGCAGGAUACCCCUCUGGCAGAGGUGGUGCUAUGCCAAGUCUAUACCAAUCACAGGAGUUAGAUAUCGCAGGAGUUCGUCCACGAUCAUUUUCUUUGUCGACACCGAGCGCCUCGAGGAUCGGCAAUGACUUCGGAGUGGAUUCUGCCACAGCGAGCCAGAGUGUCGUCGACAUCCGUAAUUACUUCCCGGAAUUGUGGCUUUUCCAAUUGAACGCAAUAGAUAACACAGGAAAGUUGGCAAAGAAUCUGACUGCUCCACACCAGGUGACUACAUGGAACGCCGACGCUAUGUGCAUUCAUCUUGCCGACGGACUUGGAGUUGCAGAAACCAAGGAGGUCAAAACGUAUCAGGCGUUCUUCACCGAAGUCAAGCUACCUUAUUCUGUCAAACGUGGAGAGAAGCUCCCCAUUAUAAUCAGUACCUUUAACUAUUUACCGCACUGUAUGCCGGUAUCAAUCGACAUUGACCCACUUCCUGGCCUCGAAGUGGAUGACAAAACCUCGUUAAGUAAAGAAGCCUGCAUAUGCCCGGAUUCCUCUCCAUUUCAUUACGAACUACGUGUAAAGGUAACCGAUCAGGCCCUAAUUGGUGAUCUCAACGUAACAGUGACAACGAUUAAUUCGGAGAAUAUGUCCGUGUGUGAAGGAAAACAGGCUCUAUCCGUAGCUUCAAGAGACAAAAUCACCCGCCCCUUAAAGAUCAUCCCCGAAGGUUUUAUGCAGGAGGUUUCGGAAAGCCGUAUGCUCUGUCCAGAGAAAGAAAAAAGCGUAGAGACGACAUUCAAGCUUGAAGUGCCCGAUAAUGCUGUCAAGGGUUCCGCACGCUCGCUGUUUUCGGUCAGCGGUGACAUGAUGGGUCAAGCGGCCUCGAAUCUUGACCAUCUCAUUAUUCUGCCGACCGGUUGCGGAGAACAAAAUAUGGCAAAGCUCAUGUCCAAUCUCGCAGUCAACGAUUAUCUUCGAGCUAGUAAACAGCUUGAACCUAAGCUAGAAAACAAGAUUCUUCACAACCUGAAAACGGGCUAUCAGAACCAAUUGAAGUACCGCGGCCGCGAUGGAUCCUAUUCAGUAUGGGGUGGACACUGGGGACAGGCCUCGACAUUCCUUACUGCCAUGGUAUACGGCGGACUACGGGAUGCCAAGCAGUAUAUCUUCAUCGAUGAUGCCGGUCAGGAAACAACUUUGAAAUAUCUCAUCGAUACCCAGAAUACAACCACGGGCUGUUUUAACCGAAUCGGCAGCAUUUACAGCUGGGCUCUCAGGCGGUCAGAGUCUUCCGACGACACUCGUGGCUCCUACACAGCCUACGUGAUGGCGGUCCUCCGAGAUGCAAUUACCGACAAACGGCGAAUCAUGAAAGGCCUCCUUUGUAUCCAAGCUCAGAAGAACAUGGAUGCGUACGCCUUGGCUCUCAGUGCGUACGCCGCAGCUCUCUACGAGGACAACGAACUGGCAACGAAAUACCUCAGCGACCUAAAGGCCUUCGAAAACACGAAGUUUCCGAACCAGAAGUUUUACGCUAGGGAUGACACGUGCUCAUCAAACGCCGUGGAAACAGCCGCAUAUUCGGUGCUGGCGCAGUUAGAGCUCCACAAAGACUCGCCUGAUGCUGCUCUCCAAGAAGUACAACCUAUUGUGAGGUGGCUCAUGAAAAAGCAAAAUCGGAAUGGAGGCUUCACGUCCUCUCAAGACACCGUUAUCGGUCUCAAAGCGAUGUCGAAGUUCGCUGCUCUCACGUACGGAAAGCAGGCGGGCAUACAUUUCGAUCUUAUCGCCAAAGGCGUCGACUUUGAUGAGAAAUAUAAGAUCACUAAAGACAAUGCCAUUGUCUGGGAUACCAGGCUUAUCAAGACGGUUCCAAAUGAUCUUGCUGUCGAAGGAACUGGCUUAGGAUGUGUAGUUGUCACGUCUCAAAUUCGGUACAACCUACCAAAAAUACCCAGUGAAGCUGGAUUUGACUUCAAUAUUACCGUCGCCCCCGGAUCAACGGUCGAGCAUACCAGUCUUGAGCUAUGCAUCUCGUAUGAAGGCGUUGGCGGGCAACCUUCCUCGAUGGCAAUCGUACAGCUAGAACUUCUAAGUGGAUACAACGCCGACAAAUCGUCUUUGCAGGCCCUAAUCAAUUCCGGCAAAGCUCGACUGUUUGAUAUCGAGAAUGGGCACGUCAUUAUCUACUUUCAGGAGUUUACGUCAACACCGAGUUGCUCGAUCAUUCAGCUCGAGCGUGUCUUCGACGUGGAGAAUCUAAAGCCGGCCACCGCGAAGGUUUACGACUACUAUGAUACAGAUAAACAAAAAUCGAUCGAGUAUACGCGCGGAGAUCUCCAGUCAGAUCUUGACAACAUUUGACUGUCAAAUCGUACGGCGGCGUCGAACGAGAUUUUCUAGGAUUCAACGUUUACCAUUGUACCAGGUCAAAACGAGGGGCCUAAUUCUCUUCAACAGCUACUUUGUCAUGGAGCAAAUUGUGUAUCAACGUUUCCAGCCGAAUUUUGUUAAGUGCAGCUAUUACUGCCCGUCCAAGGGGUUUUAGCAGUUAAUCAUAAUCAUAACAGUAAUAAAUAAAACGCAAUUCUAUAAACUACUGGGUUAAUUAUAGUCGCAAGGAGUACCCCGAAGAUAA
Messenger RNA from Varroa destructor (honeybee mite), 5653 nucleotides. Its product is annotated as pregnancy zone protein-like. The record is from RefSeq and is a predicted model, not a curated record. Gene Ontology annotation, cellular component: extracellular region. Gene Ontology annotation, molecular function: endopeptidase inhibitor activity. Lineage: Eukaryota; Metazoa; Arthropoda; Arachnida; Mesostigmata; Varroidae.